ACUCCAUGUUAUUCAGAAGUUGGAGAAAUAAACAAGUUUUGUGGUUUUGUCGGCCUUCAAUUUUGUACAAACAUAUCCAAAGGUCGCCCAGAGGAUUGAUUAAAUCAAGUUCGGUUUUGGGAUUUUGUUGCUGUCUCAAUUUACUUUGCUCUCAAGCAGUGGGAUGCUGAAUUAUGCAAGAAAUCUACUAACUUUUCUUCACAAAUGGUAGAUGGUUUAUGAUUUAGGGAUUAAUAGGCUAUAAAGUUGAUUUGGAGCUAAUACCGAUUUGCCCCAGCAAAUAGCAAAAGCUGUAAUCUAUUAGCCCUUCUUAUAUUGGUGAUAUGGACACCCUGCUAGUUAACUAUGCCUCUUCAGACGAAGAAGAAGAAGAAAAGCAAGAGAAUAAUCUUCAAAGCUCUCUCUCUUCCUCUAAACCAAUAUCAUCUUCAUCAUCUUAUUCUUCUCUUUUCUCUUCCCUCCCUAAUCCCAAACCCAAAUCCAAAUCCAAGGCCAUAAUUGGUGAAGAUGAAGAUAAUCCAAAACCCUCUUUCUUUUCCUCAGUCCCUAAACCUAAAACGCAAUCCCAACAAAAUCCUAUCUCAGAUUUCUCUAAACCCUCCAAAAGGGUUGUCCAAUUCAAGCCUCCUGUUAACCCAAAUUAUGAUUAUGAAGAAGAUGAAGACGAAAAAGAAAAAGAAAUGGAGAGAAAGCAGCAUAAGGAAUUUGAACCCAUGCCUCAAUCUUCGUCCGUGAAGUCAUUCUUGUCCAGCAUUCCUGCCCCUAAGAACUCCUCCAACUUUGGUGCUCUUCCAUCUGCUGCUGGGUCUGGAAGGAAAUCUAUUAUUGGUAUUGAAAAAGAACCUGUUAAGUCAAGUCCAGGUACAGAUGAUGAUCAGAAUAUGGGCAAUAAUGAACCAGUUUGUCAUCAGAAUGAUGAGAAUUAUGGUGGUUAUCAAUUAGGGAUUAAUGAUGAUAAUAUGGGUCAAAAUGUUGUCGAUGUAAGUUAUGAGAGUUAUGGCAGCUAUGAGAAUUAUGGUGAUUAUUAUCAUGGGCAAUAUGGUAAUAAUUUGGAGGAUGGGUCAUCAGCAGAAACAGCUAUGCCUGAGAUCACGUGGCCAAGCGAAGGUGCUAAUUUGAGAGUUCCAGGAAGAAAGAGAGGAAGGAAUGAAAUUCCAACUGAAAUUAUUGAGGUGAAGCAGGAUGAGUUGACAAAGAAUAGGCCAAGGGAAGACCAAGUCAAGUUAACUGGAAUUGCUUUUGGGCCUUCCUAUCAGCCUGCUUCUACAAAGGGGAAACCCUCGAAACUUCACAAGAGGAAGCAUCAGAUUAGUUCACUGUACUUUGAUAUGAAGCAGAAAGAGAUGGAAUUGGCGGAACGACGAGCCAAAGGAUUUCUCACCAAGGCACAAACACAUGCCAAAUAUGGAUGGUGAUGUUCUGUGUGUUUCCUUUUUGUUCUAUGCACUAUAAUAGUUGAUCCUUUUUGUUAUGUAGAAAAAUUGAUGCUUUGACAUAUCAACAUGCACAAAUUCUAUUUUUCAUUGGAAGUUUCCCUUGGUAAUGUAGGCUAAUUACCUUCUAGUCUUGUAUAUUUUAUUCUACCCAUCUUCCAAUGUGAAAUUAUGUUCUGCUUUGAUUUA
Messenger RNA from Ricinus communis (castor bean), 1622 nucleotides. RefSeq lists its product as uncharacterized. The transcript has 3 exons. Gene Ontology annotation, cellular component: nucleus. Bases 324 to 1415 code for a protein of 363 amino acids. The record is from RefSeq and is a predicted model, not a curated record. Lineage: Eukaryota; Viridiplantae; Streptophyta; Magnoliopsida; Malpighiales; Euphorbiaceae.